Solanum dulcamara is the source of this 1056-nucleotide messenger RNA. Its product is annotated as ethylene-responsive transcription factor SHINE 3-like. Lineage: Eukaryota; Viridiplantae; Streptophyta; Magnoliopsida; Solanales; Solanaceae. The record is from RefSeq and is a predicted model, not a curated record. The transcript is spliced from 2 exons. Bases 261 to 866 code for a protein of 201 amino acids. Gene Ontology annotation, biological process: regulation of DNA-templated transcription. Gene Ontology annotation, molecular function: DNA-binding transcription factor activity; DNA binding.
CAUUUUUUUGGACAAAAUGUGAACAGUAAUGUACUAUGUAGGAAUACCUACCUUCUCUAUAAAUUCAAUCACUAAACUCUUCCUCCUCCUCUACCGACACCCCCGCCCCCUCAAUCUCUCUCUCUCUCUGUGAUGGCUUUAAUUCUUCUCACCUAAUCCUCAUUUCAUCAUUUAUUUCUGUGUCUACCUUUUUUAGAACUUCUGCAACUUUUUUUUCUCCUUUGAUAUAUUAAUAUAAGAACUGUGACAGAAUUAACAGCAUGGUACAAUCAAAGAAGUUCAAAGGUGUCAGACAACGCCAGUGGGGCUCUUGGGUUUCUGAAAUUCGCCACCCUCUGCUGAAGAAAAGGAUAUGGCUAGGAACAUUUGAGACAGCAGAGGAAGCGGCGAGAGCGUAUGAUGAAGCAGCUAUCUUGAUGAAUGGUCAAGUAGCAAAAACAAAUUUCCCAAUUGUGAAGGAGAGUAGUGCUAACAAUAAUGACAAGAAAUUCCCCUUAUCUUCUUCAUCAACACUAUCUAGUAGUGUGCUCAAUGCAAAGCUGAGGAAAUGUUGUAAGGAUCCAGCACCUUCCAUUACCUGUCUGAGGCUCGAUAACGAUAACUGUCAUAUUGGAGUGUGGCAAAAAAGAUCAGGGAAACAUUCAGGUUCUAAUUGGAUAACAAAAAUUGAGCUUAGGAAAAAGGAGGAGGAGGAGGAGCAUCAUGAUGAUCAUCAGAGUAUGAAUUCUGAACUUGGGAUUAGUAAGCCAUUGGAUGAAGAAAACAGAGCUGCUAUGCAAAUGGUUGAAGAACUACUCAAUUGGAAUUAUCCCUUUUCUCCUGAACCUAUUACUGAUAUCUCUCCCUCUUUUUCUAACUCUAUAUGACAGCAAAAAUGUGGAAUGUAUUGCAUAGUUAAUUAGACCAUCUACACAAUCUUCCCCCAUGCACCCCUUUAAUUUCUCCAAUGAAUAAUUCAAGUGCCAAACCAAUCCUUAUGUGAUUGGAUAUGUAACUCAAGUUUCUAAUCAGAUAUAUAUAUAUAUAUAUAUAUAUAUGUAUAUAAAGAUCAGUAAU